ACAUAUGCAUCCCAUUCAGGAGAAUAGCCAAAGAACGUCUAAACUAACACAAACGAUCCACAGUAAUAGUAAAGUAACAAAUAAUAAGAACAUCUCUCAUGUUGGAAUCUUGUUUAACUCACUUUUAAAGCACGCCAACUUCUUCAUCUGAUACAACAAAACUUAGAUAGAGUUUUAGAUUUAAAUUAAAAAUUUAUCUUUAUAAUACGCGUUGGUAACCAAUUACAACAUCACAACCCCUCUCUCUCACAAGAGAAGCUAAGUGUUGAAGAUUAAGAGCCUCAAAGAGGAGAAGAAAAAAAUUAAAAGGCAUGAAAUUCCAGAGACUAAGUAUGAAAACAAGCAGCACUGCUACUACAGCCUUGAUACUCAUAGGUCAUAGCCAGCUCUUACUUGUUUCUUCUGAUGACACCAACCCGAAAAUCCACGUACCACUCUCUCUUCAUAUCCAAUUCCCUCUCAGACAACGCCUCCAUAUCCCACCACCUUAGAACUCUCACACGCAGACCCCACGUGGCAGGUUCUCAAGCCAACGCCGAAGCCGCAUCAUACGUUGUCUCAGUCUUCACCUCCUCCAACAUACCAUCCCACGUAGCAUCGUACGAGGUUGCUCUCACAUACCCUUUCUCACGUUCCUUGGUUCUAACCAACCCGCCACCACAACCUCCCACAACCUUCACUCUCCACCAAGAAACCUACGAGGGUGAUCCUUAUGCUGACGUUGCAGACGAGGUUGUCCCCACGUUCCACGCGUAUGCCAACUCAGCCACUGUGGCUGCUCCUGUGUGUUAUGUCAACUAUGGAAGAGUGGAGGACUAUUUCACACUGAAGGAAAAUGGGGUCAAUGUUUCAGGCACCAUUGUGUUGGCAAGGCAUGGCAAGAUAUAUAGAGGGGACAUUGUGAAGAAUGCAUAUGAUGCAGGUGCUGUUGGGGUGGUGAUAUAUUCAGAUAGGAAGGACUAUGGUGGUGGUGGGGAGGGAGGGUGGUUUCCUGAAGAGAAGUGGCUGCCACCAAGUGGGGUCCAGGUGGGUUCAGUGUAUCGAGGGUUAGGGGACCCCACAACUCCUGGUUGGGCAAGUGGUGAUGAGUGUGAGAGGUUGAACAAGGAUGAGGUGGAGAAGGGAGGUGAAGUUCCUCUCAUACCUUCAUUGCCUGUGUCAGCUGCUGAUGGGGAGAAGAUAAUGAGGUCAGUUGGUGGACCAGUUGCUGAGGAUGAUUGGCAGGGAAGCAAGGAUGCUCCUGUUUACAGGCUUGGACCAGGACCAGGAAUUCUCAAUCUUAGUUACAUGGGGCAGGAUGUAAUAGCCACAAUUCAAAAUGUUAUUGGGGUGAUUGAAGGGGCAGAAGAGCCGGACCGAUUUGUCAUUCUAGGGAACCAUAGGGAUGCGUGGACAUUUGGAGCUGUUGAUCCCAAUAGUGGCACUGCAGCACUACUUGAGAUCGCCCAAAGGCUAGGGAAGCUUCAGAAAAGAGGGUGGAGACCUAGAAGAACAAUUCUAUUAUGCAAUUGGGAAGCUGAGGAAUAUGGCCUUAUUGGAUCAACAGAGUGGGUAGAAGAAAACAGAGAAAUUCUUUCUUCAAGGGCAGUUGCUUACUUGAAUGCUGACUGUGCAGUAGGGGGACCAGGGUUCAAUGUCCGUGCUACUCCACAGCUUGAUGAAUUGAUCAAGAGAGCAACUCAGCAGGUCAAAGACCCUGAUAACUCAUCACAAAGCAUUUAUGAAUCUUGGACUAGUUCUAGUAGUUCUCUGUUUGGAAGGUUAGGAGGUGGAGGAUCAGAUUAUGCAUCUUUUUUGCAGCAUGUGGGAAUCCCGGCUGCUGACAUAGCCUUUGGAGGAGAUAUUGCAGGAUACCCGGUAUACCACUCACUCUAUGAUGACUUCGUCUGGAUGGAAAAAUUCGGUGAUCCUAUGUUUCAAAGGCAUGUUGCAGCGGCUAGUGUUUGGGCAGCACUUUGGUUAGCAGAUGAAGAAAUCUUACCUUUUGAUUAUCUUUCCUAUGCUAAGGAGCUCCAGCUUAGCGUGAAGAACCUGGAGGAUGAGAUUUCAAAUAAAGACAUAAAUUUGUCACCUAUAUUCAAGUCUAUCAAAGAGCUUGAGAAAGCAGCGAUCAAAAUAAAUAACCAGAGAAGGGAAAUAGAAGCAAGUAAAAGUUGGAUAACACGUAAGAAGGACCACUUGAAAGUGAGAGAGUUGAAUGAUAGAUUGAUGAUGGCUGAGCGUGCGUUCACCGACAGAGAUGGCCUCUUUGGAAUGUCUUGGCAUAAGCAUUUGAUCUAUGGACCAUCAAAACAUAAUGACUAUGGCUCUCAAUCGUUCCCUGGAAUCGAUGAUGCUGUUAAAAUGGCCGAAAAUCUUCAUUCUGCAGAAUCAUGGCAUCGUGUACAACACGAAGUUUGGAGAGUCUCAAGAGUCAUCAAACAUGCAUCACUAGUUCUUGUUGGUCAACCAACAUGAAUAUGAAUUUAGUUGUACAUUAUCUAUUCAUCGUAAAUUACAUCCCCACGAGAAUAAAUAUGUAUAUAUGUGUGAUGAUUCAUAAAUCUGUCGCAACUCAAAAGAAGUGAUUUAGGAUUUCCCCGCCUCUCAUCUGUCAAAUGCAGUUUACAAUUUGAAUGAUAUGUUGCAAAAGUACAAGAUAAUUUUUCAAGCACAGUACGAAGGCUGUCAUAGUUAUGUAAUAUGCACAUUAAAAUUCAUGUAAAAGUAAUUAAUUGUUAUUUCUACUUAUCCACAUCUAA
Molecule: messenger RNA, 2741 nt
Organism: Cajanus cajan (pigeon pea)
Lineage: Eukaryota; Viridiplantae; Streptophyta; Magnoliopsida; Fabales; Fabaceae
Product: putative glutamate carboxypeptidase LAMP1
Molecular function (GO): carboxypeptidase activity
Source: RefSeq, a predicted model, not a curated record